This is a messenger RNA of Monoraphidium neglectum, 1521 nucleotides long. RefSeq lists its product as hypothetical. Bases 1 to 1521 code for a protein of 506 amino acids. Gene Ontology annotation, molecular function: protein binding. The transcript is spliced from 3 exons. The record is from RefSeq and is a predicted model, not a curated record. NCBI's taxonomy places the organism in Eukaryota, Viridiplantae, Chlorophyta, Chlorophyceae, Sphaeropleales, Selenastraceae.
AUGCAGAUGGGCAUCGCUCUGGGCGUCCUGAGGGCCCAGAGGCUGGGGGAUGAUGUGAGGAAGGGCUGCAUCGACCUGGGGCAGCUGGAGCGCGAGUGUGCGAAGCGGCCGGAGCUGCUGCGGGCGCGCGGCCUGGCCUUCCAGCAGAGCCUGCUGCAUGCGGCCGCCCAGGCCGCCAACGAGGACGCGCUGCGCUGCCUCCUGCGCUGCGCCCAGGAAGCCGCGCGUGCAGCCGACGUCGACAGCGGCGGCGGCAGCGCCCGCGGGGCCGUCGACGCCCGCAACGCGCGCGGCCAGACGCCGCUAAUGCUCGCGGCCGGCCACCCCGCGGGUGCGGCGUGCGUGCGGCUGCUGCUGGGAGCCGGCGCAGACCCCUGGGCGACAGACGCGUGCGGCGGCCGCACGGCGCUGUUCUACGCCGCCUGCGCUGACGCGGCCGACAGCGCCGCUGCGCUGAUGGACGCCACCCAGGGGGCGGUUGUGCCGCGCCCCGUGUUCCCCAACGGCCCCGCGACCCGCUACGUCGACGUGCGCAUGCUGGCGGGCUUCACGGCGCUGCACGUCGCGGUGGUCGCCGACGCGCGCGGCGCGCUGCGCGAGCUGCUGCGCGGGGCGCCACGGCUAGGGGUGCCCACGCUUUUCGGUUCCUACGACUUUAUUGCCUGCCCGCGCGGCACCUGCCCCAUGCACCUGGCUGCGCGGAUGGGGCGCACCGAGGCUGCUAAGAUGCUGCUGCUGGCUCACGCCGGCUCCCCCGCUGCGUCCCGUGCCCUGGACCCCCGCGCCCUCCUGGACGACUUUGGCCGCCUGCCCUGCCACCUGGCGGCCAUCAACUCACACCACGACCUCGCACACCUGCUGCAGCCGGGCCUGCCGUUCUCAAGCGCACUGGGCGGCGAUGCCGACCUGUACUUCGACGGAGCACCGUCCCUCAAGCUGCUGGCCGCGGCAGCGCUGCGCGCGCGGCAGCAAGAGACGCUUGCGGCUGCACAGGCCACGCUCGGCCUUCUCGGCGGCGGUGACGGCGACACAACGCGCGAUCCAGUGGCGGCAGUGGCAUGCUGUAAGGCGGCGGUGGCGGCUGCUGCGGCGACAGCUGACGGUCACCGCGUGCAUGAGGCGUGCUCGGUCGACGCCGGGGCGUGCGAGGCAGCCGCACUGGACGCGGACGCGGGUGCCGGUGCACCGCUGCGGGGCAAGGACGUCGGCUUUGUCAUGGGCCGCACUGCUGCAUGCGGCUGCGGUACUCUGGCGCCGGGCGGCAGCGGGGAGGCGGCGUUGGUGCUGCGCCGCGGCGAGGACGCCCUCACAGGCGGGUCGUGCUGCUCUGAAUCAGGCGACAGCGAGGACGAGUGCUGCGGCGUCUGCCUGGACGCACUGCCUGUUAUGCGCCUGCAGCCCUGCGGUCACAUCAUGUGCUCCGCCUGCUGCGUCGGGCUGUUUGGCAUGCAGCACGCCGAGGUCGUGGCCUGCCCCUUCUGCCGCAGCGUGGUCGGGUGCUUCCGCCCCGCAUGCUGCUGA